This is a messenger RNA of Spirometra erinaceieuropaei, 4287 nucleotides long. The record is from the annotation of a GenBank genome assembly. NCBI's taxonomy places the organism in Eukaryota, Metazoa, Platyhelminthes, Cestoda, Diphyllobothriidea, Diphyllobothriidae.
UGCCAGUUACUGUGCACACUGUUCUCAGUACUUCAUAUUUGCUUGGCCCAGCUGAAAAGACGAGUCACUACUGAAAAGGAAAACCAACAGAGGCAACUUGACAUUUAAAAAAUGCUGUCGCAAGAUGGAGCAGAGGGUGGAAGUGAUGUCAUAGUCUGACGUCAAAUAGGCUUACUAGGCGACAGUACAUUUGCCGCUCCGAAAACCGGUUCUCACAUAGGUGGGAACUUUUCCUCUGUGUAGUAAUAUCUGGUAACUUAGCUGGAAUUAUUCAAGUUUUUAAUUUCUAUUCCAGACGGAUGUGGAAGUGGCAUACUGUUUUAACAGAUACUGGUCCACUGAGGAGUAGAUGCCUUGACUGGAUCCUGAGCAAACUAGUAUAAUCAGCACGUUCAGCUGAGCGGCGUGUGUAAGCCAUAACCGUUUUCCGGUCACGACUAUCUGUCAGUCCGGAGAGAUCGCGAGUUGCGACACGCCGUUCAGUGCAAGCGGUGAGACCGAUAAAGCCGUGUUGCAUUGUACGACAGCAUGCGUCUCCCAGAGCAAAUGGUUUCAUAACUACAGCAGGUCAAAACCGUGAGGCGUAGUCGUACGGUAAAUUAUAGCCUUCCGUGUCACGGUUACAGGACGAAAUCGCUGAAGAGCUUUUGGCAAACUUAUUGGAGCCAGAAGGGGUAUGAUGAGAAUGAUGUACCUGAAAAGGCCCACCGUAAAAUAAGGGGAUGAACCCCCCCCAUUCCCCGCCAAAAGUAAUCCUACUCAAAAUUCCGGGAGGGGUAAAUACUCCAGUGUCCUAACUCUAAUACUAACCCUAGUCCAAGCCUUGAUCCUAAACCUAGCCCUAAAUCCAACCUCACCUUGACCCAAAACCUGAUCCUAACAUAAACGCUAUCCCUAACCCCAAUCCUACUUUUAGCAUUAACCCUAAUCUCCCUGGAAAUCAGCGCAUUGGCUCUGGAUAAUGAUGGGCGUUCCCGUUCCCCUGUCUUGCCAGGUCUACUACCAACGCGAAUACCAGAAAUCGAUCAUACGACGCUAUUUUGUGCAAGAUGUUGAUGAAGGCAGUCGUUUGUAUGCCCUACAGGUUGUGUACGCAUUCCGUUAGACCGCGAUUUUAAAAAGGGCAUCUUAAGGCACGUCCUACAGUUUUCCCAAAAUAACCCUAUCAUGCAGUUGAUUUAUCUGGUUAAGUUUAUUUCGCUGCGGGAGGAUUUCUCGACCCAAAUCGAUACCACUUUUAUGCGUAUGCCACAAAACCGUUGUAACACGACGACUGCGUACUCAACGCCGCCUCCUCAGGGAAAAUGCAGAGGAGCAUUGACUCUUCCCCACCGCCUGCGAGAACUUCGGUCUGAUCAACACGGAGAAGACGGUGGUUAUGCAUCGACCGCCACCCGACGCUGCCUACGUCGCACCCCCAAAUCGGCUUGAACGGCUUCCAACUGCAAGUCGUGGACAACUUUACCUACGUGGGCAGCACCCCCUCCCGCAACACCAAAAUCAAUGAUGAAGUGACCUGACGUAUUUCCGGAGCCAGCCAAGCCUUCGGCCGUCUGCAAAAGACAGUUUGGAAUCGACAAGGCCUCCAUCUCAACGCCAAACUCAGGAUGUACAAGGCGGUCAACCUGUCGACGCUGCUCUAUGGAGCGGAGACCUGGACGGUGUACAAGAAGCAGGCGCGACGACUCAAUCAUUUCCGCCUCAGCUGUCUUCGACGGAUACUGAAGCAGAAGAUGUUGGCCGUAGCCAACAGCCGUUGACCAAGCAGCCUUGGAUAGCGAAUCGCUCCUAUGCGCACAGAAUAACUUCAUACAAGUCCCACGGUUGCCAUGGUUCAAAGCCACCAGGCCAGCCACCCGCAUACAAUUACCUGUCCUGGAGACCACCUUCUCCCUGGCGCUGACGGGGAUUUUGAUGUUUCACUCCCCCCCCCACCGUCCCGAACCCAAGCUACAGCAUAAUUAUCUAUUUGCUCGUAUCUUUUAAUUCACUAUUUCAAUAGCCAUAUAAAUGUACAGGACUGGGGAGUAUUUAUCGGAAGCGGACGUAUGUUCGGCAAACUGCCUUUUGAAAUUUCCGUUUGUUUAUUGCUGAUCCACGGCUCGAAACUUCUUACGGUUGUAAGCUAUUAGGAAUAAUAGCUCCUUUUGCUCCUUCAUGCAUUUCGAUAAAAUUGACUUUGAUAAGAACCCCAAAACUAGGAUUAUGUAUCAAUACGGUGGCGAAUUAUUGGGAACCAGUUUCUAAUCAUACACGAGUAUUGCGCGUCUCCUGCCUGACUUUCGUGAAGAUACUUGACCAUAUUCAUAGAUGCGUAUCAUUUGGGUUUCCUGUGCACAUAUUCAGAAAAGUGAGGCAGCAUGCUAACUAAUGCAUUAUUACGUCCUGGAUAUCUUGGUAGUUCUUUCGUCGCAAGCGACAAGAUUGAGCAACGUCGGGAUGAGCAGUGGUGAUUUUUGUGUUAACUGUCCCCAUCGCGAUAACACAUUAACUGCCUUCACUGCCUGCACUGUACACGCACAUUCAUUCGGCCACAUGCGCGCCGACGUAAGCGGAAUUAGCUGCAAUAUCGACACGUCAAACACACCAUGCAUAACCGACAACGCUCCCUUAUCCGGCACGAACGACCCCAUCAUGCAGCAUGACUACAGCCAACAGACUCACCACCCCAACUGAUUCUACAGCCCCGAACUCAUCAUGCUCUCACUGCCAAAGGAAAUUUACGUCACGCAUCGGCCUAGCCGGUCACUUUCGAAUCCAUAGCACAGAGGAUAUCGAACCAGUACCAGGAGCAUCAGAAUACAUCACCUCACCUGCCUCUACUGUUCCUACUUUUCACUCACAUUCGUUCGUCCCAUGGGCCAAUUAGGCCAAAUACGCAUUCAUAAAAACCCGCGGUGAACCGUCGUAGACGCAACCACAUCAUUGCGCAGACAUUUCUCCAAAAUUCCACAUUAAUGACACCUCGAGCGCAAGGGAGAAGUGUGUGUUUCGGCUUCGCUCCGUGUGUGUGGGUAUGUGUGUGUCAAAAGGUCUGUAAGCAUGUGCUAUGCCAGUAUCAGCAAACAACGGCCCUCGCAGCCUGGUAUGCGCCGGCAGAUCCCUGACAACUGGUGCCCUGCCGAUGGAUGUGAUUGUGCUCCCGUUAGGUACACAGGUGGUGGGGAUGGCUGUUCAGCCAUCCUCGUCGCUCUGGUCCCUGCUGGGUGUGGUUCUUGUUGUUGUUGGCGAAAAAUCCUAGUCAUUUGCUAAGUGGAGCAGGGGGAACACCAAGAUGCGGGCUCGACCGUGCCAUCCACCUGCGCCGUCCCCCGUCUCCAGUCUUCUUGACUCUGUCUUGACACCGGGUUCAGGUGGGCGGGGGGGAAGUGUGGUAGAUACAACGCAAGUCUACUUCACUAUAAAUCACGCGCAGGUCACCGUCCCUGCUCUCACCCUGCUGAGGAGCAUACGGUGGACACCGUUGGAUUCCGACGGUCGAAUUGUCGUCGUGCGUGUACGGGGUGUAGGGGUGUCCAGCGGUGGGUUCACGUGACGGUCGUAGUAGGUCGCUCACUUGCUUGCAGGUUCAGACUGCGCCUAGCGUCCAUUUGCUGGCACCCAACUCUCGCAUGUGGCUCCACGUAGCUGGGCCCUGCCCAGCGGCCACACCACGGUAAUCGCCUCGACCGGCGGGCUAAACCAGGUGAGGGUAUCCCUGCGUGCGCCUGCCCGCACGGUAAUGUGGAUCCUGCUGGCCGGAUUGGUCAUCGCGUCGGCACUGUCGAGACGAGGCUCCGUCUGGACCACCUCAGGAGGCCACGUGACAAAUGAACCUACAGGUCCUAGACUAAUUCGGGUCGUUCUGUAACUACACUAAAGCCGGGCACUGCUCCUCUCCUCAGCGCCGACGGCAGCACCCUCCUGACUGAGAAGACACGAAUUCUACAGCGAUGGGCCGAGCAUUUCCGAGGCGUCCUCAACUGCCCCUCCACCAUCUCCGACGCCGCCAUCGCCUGUCUGCCGCAAGUGGUGACUAACUUGGAACUCGACCUCCCGCCCUCUCUCAGUGAAACCAUCAGGGCCAUGCAACAGCACUCCAGCGGGAAAGCGCCCGGAACUGACGCGAUCCCUGCUGAGGUCUACAAGCACGGUGGCCCCCAACUAAUGGAUCACCUGACUGCGCUCUUCCAAGAGAUGUGGCGUCAAGGAGAAUCCUGCAGGAUUUCAAAGACGUCACAAUCGUGCAUCUAUACAAGCGAGAUGGAAACCGCCAACUCUUCGACAAUCACCGAGGCAUCUUCCUGA